AUGUCCGACGAAGCAGUGCGUUCUGAGAUUCUGGCCGCCACGCCGGCAAUGCGGCUUGUGCCGCGACCGCGAAGGCUUGCCACCCUCUUUUCCACCCUCCUCUACGGCAUCCUCUAUGUCGUCGCACUUGCGAUCAUAUACUCCUGCACCGUCUCCCCCUCGUUCGUUCUCGGUGACAGCAUCCGUUUCUGGUCGAAGCGAAGCCAGCAGCCGGGUGUCGAAGUUCGUCAUCCGGAUCUUCACCAUGUGUUGACCGAUUACGCAUACCAGCAUGCCGGAGGGCGUAUCGCUACCGAGUUUACGUCCCCCACUCUGGACAUGCCUCAUCUGGGAUCUGUUUCGAAGGUUUUAGACCGUUUUUCUGGCUAUGAUCGCCGAAGAUCCAGCGAGACAAAACUUCCAGAGGCGGUCAUCUCCUGCCCUACGCUGCCUGUGGUACCCAGUGGCAUAUCUCUGUUCUACCCCGCCACCCAUACGAUACCCAGCAUCCGCCGUGGGGAGGUUCCCCGAACGAUACGAGUGUGGGGCUUGGCAAACAAUACCUGGAUAGCUCCUCCGCAAUCUGAGGUGCGCCCGUUACACAAGUUCUACCAGCCUGCCGAAACCUCCGAAUACACGCACCGCACUGAGUGGCAAGUUACGGAUCACGCUUUCGUCCUCCUUACGACCUUCGAGCAUCCGAUGCGAAACGUAUCCGGAUACCAUUACCAGCCAUUGACCGAUCUUGGACUUGUGACGAGGAAUAUUGUCGUCGAAGUAAUUGUGCAUGGCACGUAG
Messenger RNA from Schizophyllum commune H4-8, 777 nucleotides. RefSeq lists its product as uncharacterized. Lineage: Eukaryota; Fungi; Basidiomycota; Agaricomycetes; Agaricales; Schizophyllaceae. Bases 1 to 777 code for a protein of 258 amino acids. The transcript has 5 exons. The record is from RefSeq and is a predicted model, not a curated record.